GCCCCAAACGACCAAAACCAUGCAAGCAAGGGGGGGAGAGAAAGAGAUCGCUCACCAACAUAUUCUAGUUCCUAUAGUUUCGAUAUUUCCGACUGCACCUGAAAGCCUCAAGUGCCGUGGCAGGUUUCGCGGAGGGGGAAGAGGUUUCAUUGAGCUUUGUCCGUAACAACAUCCCUCUCGUUGGGCUACAUUUCGCUAUUUUAACGCGCGGGGCGAUUACAUUAUUAACAUUAGUGUAGAAGACGUUUUCUUUGAACAAACCCGCAGCCAAACGCCGCGCUGACACCUCACGAAAAUGCUUCCGUCUCUGGCCAGCAAUUCGUGUGUGCGCUUGAUGCAGAAUCACAAAUCGACGUGGUAUUUUGUUUCUCUCGUCUUGGGCUACGUCCUCUAUCUCGUGUUCGGCGCAGUGGUCUUUUCCUCGGUGGAGCUGCCGUACGAGGACAUCCUACGCCAGGAGCUGAGGGCCAUCAAGAAGCAGUUCCUCCAGGAAAACGAGUGCCUGUCCGAGGAGCGCCUGGAGCGCUUCCUGAAGAAAGCCCUGGACGCGAGCAAUUACGGGGUCUCCAUCCUCAACAACGCCUCGGCCAACUGGAACUGGGACUUCACGUCUGCCCUGUUUUUCGCCAGCACCGUGCUGUCCACCACAGGAUAUGGUCACACGGCACCGCUCUCUGACGGCGGCAAGGCCUUCUGCAUCCUCUACUCCGUGAUUGGCAUCCCCUUCACCCUCCUCUUCCUCACGGCCGUGGUGCAAAGGAUCAUGGUGUUCAGCACGCGGAGGCCCGUCAUGUACAUCCACCGGCGCUGGGGUCUGUCCAAGCCGCUGGUGGCCAUCGUUCACGCCGCGGUGCUGGCCGCGUUGGCCCUCUCCUGCUUCUUCCUCAUCCCCGCCGCCAUCUUCUCGGCGCUGGAGGAGAACUGGAACUUCCUGGAGUCCUUCUACUUCUGCUUCAUUUCGCUCAGCACCAUCGGCCUGGGCGACUACGUACCCGGAGAGGCCACCAAUCAGAAGUUCAGGGAGCUUUACAAAGUGGGCAUCACCGUCUACCUGAUCCUGGGUCUGAUCGUCAUGCUGGUGGUGCUGGAGACCUUCUGCGAGCUGCAGCAGCUGAAGCAGCUGAGGAAGAUGUUCUACCUGAAGAAGGAGAAGCCGCAGGACCGCCUGGCCAUUUUGGAACAUGACCACUUGUCCUUCACUACGGUGUCCAACCGAGCCACGGUUUACUCUGACGGCAAAAUCCAGUCGUUUGUUGGUGUCCCAACUCAACUGUCCUCGCUCAGUGAUGAUCCCAUGAUCCAGUAAAACGUCACCAGAGCAAACGUCUAUUGAGGGAUGACAAUGUGAAAGUAGAGGGGGCAGUGCACUAAAAGUAGACCCAACGCAUAGAUCACGAGUCACAGCCCGAGACGUUGUGUAAACUUUAGUUGUAUAACAAGUUGGGGCUAAACAGCGCUUGCAAUAAACUCAGUCAUCACACCCAAAUUCUGACAAAAAAGUUUAACAGUGACUAUAAGAACAUAUUAGGUGAUUUAAGAAAAGCAUUCUGCUGUUUAUUAUGACUCACAAGAAUCAAGCUCCUUAUCUGUUGCACAUUUUUGGAAAAUAUUUAGAAGAAGAAUAUUUGGAAAAUAUUUAGAAAUAUUUAAUUGCUCUCUUCAAUCUUGCUGAAAUAUGGGACAAAUCUCUGCAGUCGGUCACGAAAUACAACAUAAACAUGUAUGUAUCUUGUAAAUAGAGAUGCGUGAAGGCUACUUUGAAUUGUUUUGAGACGUACAGUCAUAGCUCCACCUAGAAUAAACACUCCUUUUUAAAGAUGAGCCAGUGUAGCCAAGACACGAGGACAAGUCAUGUAAAUAUUGGACUUCAGAUAUCUUUAUGCCUCUGGGUCGGAUGUAUUAUAUUAUCCCGCUAUUCACGCUGUGAAUGUGACACAUUCACAAGAAUUUCGGCAGAACCGUCCGCUCUGACUCAAGCACGAACCCACUGGACUUGGUUGGUCAAAGGUCGCUGGGACCUUACAGAACACGUUUUUGGCCAUAACAAAAUAUAACAAAAUACUUGAAUUUUGACAAUUUGACACAAAUGUUUAAUAGGACAAAAUGAUAGCUGUGGGCAUUUUGGACGGACAUGAUAGAGAACUGCGGCAUACAACCGCAAGUCAGUCGUUUUAGUGUUACAUGGAACUUUGGAACUUGCCGUCAACCCUGAAAAUAAGCAUCUGAAAGAAGAGACGGUAUAUUGCAUCAAUUACAAAGGGUCUGAGCUCAGAUUAACUGAGAUUGCGUAAGAUUGACAUUUUUGAAUACAAAGUUGGCAAACAACCGGCUUUGUUAAAGUAACUGACCAGAAGAAACACAAUGUGGUAUUUUGUAGCAGUUCUGGCUCAUCCUAACGGGGGUGUUGUUCUUUUUAGACUUUGUGGUAUUACACAUUUCACUCACUGUGAGGGAUAACAUUUGUCUGCAAGUAUGUAUUUUCUCUCAAAAUGGUCUCUGAGAAGAUGAGCACUAUAAGUUAUUGAUUUGUCUGAAUGGCCUCAUGUGUGUCCGUUUUGAAAAGACACAUUAAAUAGGGAAGCACAGAUUGGAGGCUGGCAUUUUACCGUCAAGAUGGAGCGCUCUAUUUGCACAUGUACUGGAGCACUGUUUGGGAUUUCUCAUAGAGAGAACGGACGUGGUUCCUGCUAUUUUAGAUAUUAAAAAAAAACACAAAAAAAACGAAUGAUCGAAAUAAUCAAACAUGAAUGGUACUUUGGGUGUGGAUGAUCUGUAAAUGCUCAAUAACUGCUCUGAGCUAGAAAAGAGCAAGCCGACUGUAUUUAUAUCAUUUGAAUGUAGAAAUGUAUAUAAUAGGACUUGAAGGUUUUAAAUUGAUGAAAAUAACUAAUUUGAAGCUUUAAAGGUUGAAGCUAGAAAAUCAAGUGACAGGAGUGCAGCUAAAACAUCUGUUGUGUCACCGCUCCCACAUCAGCUUGUAAUCUGCUCAUCAACCGAGGAUGGAAAUGUCCAUGAUUGGGAUUUAAAAGGGUGGACAUUCCCUAUUGCUAUUUGAAAGGAAAUUGCAUUGCACUCCUGUUGGUAUCUGUUGUCAUGUAUAUUUCUUCGCACAUUGAGUAGAAAGACGAGCAAUCGUUAUGCAUUUUAAGUGUGUUUCCGUCUCUGUGUGGAGCUGAAGUUCUGACCUCAUCUUUCUCUGCUGCAUCACCACAUCGUGACGGAGACCCGGCCUUUUGUAAAGUCUCGAAUGUAAUGUUUUUUUUCAUGCCGUUUGUUACAGUGAGAUUCAAAGCCUGACCAGAGGGCAGCGUUACUCCCUCAGCUGCUCUGCCGGCUGUGUUCGUUUGGGGACCAGUUCAUUUGAAUCGGAGAGAUGUGUCAUGACUGCUUGCAAAAUUAGCUUGGAGCGUGUCGUCAUCAUAAGUACUUGCUGAUCUUUAAUUUAGUAUUUUAUAGUUCUUCUUCUUUUUCUCACCAAUCUGGGCCUUUGUGUAAACCGUGAUGCAUUGAAACUGUUCUUAUUGCUGAGAAAAAAAUGUAAAACUUGAAUUUAGCUAAAGUGUUUUUUUUUUGCUGUAUGGUCUUACUGUUUAUAAGAUACAUUGAAUUGAUCGAUGUCACGGCUUCUACACUUCAGCAUUACUGCUUUUGGUGGAGUCUGUCAGUCAUAUGCAGUCUGUUCAGCGAGGAAACGAUGUGUCAAGGAUUCCGAGUGGGAACCCACUGACAUCAUUUAUUUAUGCUAUCAAAAGUCAAACGUUUGGAAAAUUUGGGACUACACCUUACUGUACAUAUCUGUUCAGUAUCUGUACAGCCAGGUGCGCCAGUGAGUGUUGUAGGAUUGCCAUGAAGUACUACCUUUUUUUGUAAAAUUCAUUAUAGCAUACGUAGUGAAUCCAUGAACUGUAAAAUAUCAGCAACUUAUAAAUAAAGUGUUGGUUAAAUCUGACUUUUUGCCUCA
Messenger RNA from Pungitius pungitius (ninespine stickleback), 3961 nucleotides. It is a transcript of the gene kcnk1b, whose product is annotated as potassium channel, subfamily K, member 1b. Gene Ontology annotation, molecular function: potassium ion leak channel activity; outward rectifier potassium channel activity. Gene Ontology annotation, biological process: potassium ion transmembrane transport; stabilization of membrane potential. The transcript has 3 exons. The coding region runs from base 296 to 1306 and encodes 336 amino acids. NCBI's taxonomy places the organism in Eukaryota, Metazoa, Chordata, Actinopteri, Perciformes, Gasterosteidae. The record is from RefSeq and is a predicted model, not a curated record. Gene Ontology annotation, cellular component: plasma membrane.